This is a messenger RNA of Globicephala melas (long-finned pilot whale), 7323 nucleotides long. It is a transcript of the gene TIMELESS, whose product is annotated as timeless circadian regulator. Lineage: Eukaryota; Metazoa; Chordata; Mammalia; Artiodactyla; Delphinidae. Gene Ontology annotation, biological process: replication fork arrest; DNA replication checkpoint signaling; DNA repair. Gene Ontology annotation, molecular function: DNA binding. The record is from RefSeq and is a predicted model, not a curated record. Gene Ontology annotation, cellular component: replication fork protection complex.
GGAUGUGGUCCAGCCCAGCCGGGUGGCGGGAAAUGCAGCUGGAGCUGCUGUCUCCGCGGGGACCCUGAGGACCGGCGGGGAGCGGGCCUCAUCAUUUCUAGCUCCCUUGGCUCCACCUGCCUUUCUUCUCUAACGGCUGGUCCACUGAUGUGUGGACUUGUACAUGAUGAAUUGUGAACUUCUAGCCACAUGCAGUGCUCUUGGGUACUUGGAGGGAGACACUUACCACAAGGAGCCAGAUUGCUUAGAGAGUGUGAAGGAUUUGAUCCGCUACUUGAGGCAUGAGGAUGAGACGCGAGAUGUACGGCAGCAGCUGGGGGCAGCGCAAAUCCUGCAGAGCGACCUCCUACCCAUCCUUACCCAACACCGCCAGGACAAGCCUCUCUUUCAUGCUGUUAUCAGGCUGAUGGUGAACUUGACACAACCAGCCUUGCUCUGUUUUGGCAGCGUGCCCAAGGAGCCCAGCUUCCGGCACCACUUUCUGCAGGUGCUAGCGUACUUGCAGGCCUACAAAGAGGCCUUUGCCAGUGAGAAGGCUUUUGGAGUCCUCAGUGAAAAUUUGUAUGAGCUGCUGCAGCUGGGCUGGGAGGAACGGCAGGAGGAAGACAGCUUGCUGAUUGAGCGGAUCCUGCUGCUGGUCAGAAAUGUUCUCCAUGUCCCAGCCGACCUUGAUCAGGAGAAGAGGAUCGAUGAUGACGCCAGUGUCCACGACCGGCUUCUCUGGGCGAUUCACCUCAGUGGCCUGGACGACCUGCUCCUCUUCCUGGCCAGCUCAACUGCGGAGCAUCAGUGGAGCCUCCACGUGCUGGAGAUCAUCUCCCUUAUGUUUCGUGACCAGAACCCUGAGCAGCUGGCAGGAGUGGGGCAGGGACGCUUAGCUCAGGAUCGGAGGACAGCUGUGGCAGAACUGGAGGUGUUGCGCCAGCGAGAGAUGGCAGAGAAGAAGACUCGAGCCCUGCAGCGAGGCAACAGGCAUUCUCGAUUUGGGGGCUCCUACAUUGUCCAGGGCUUGAAAUCCAUUGGGGAGAGGGACCUCAUCUUUCACAAAGGUCUCCACAAUCUCCAAAACUACACUUCCGAUUUGGGAAAGCAGCCCCGACGGGUACCUAAACGUCGCCAGGCUGCCCGGGAGCUGUCCGUGCAGCGCCGCUCUGCCCUCAACGUGAGACUCUUUCUCAGAGACUUCUGCUCUGAGUUCCUGGAGAACUGUUACAACCGGCUCAUGGGCUCGGUGAAGGACCACCUGCUUCGGGAGAAGGCUCAGCAGCACGAUGAGACCUACUACAUGUGGGCUUUGGCUUUCUUCAUGGCCUUCAACCGAGCUGCCUCCUUCCGGCCAGGCCUGGUUUCUGAGACCCUCACUGUCCGCACCUUCCACUUCAUUGAGCAGAACCUCACCAACUACUAUGAGAUGAUGCUGACCGACCGCAAGGAAGCCACCUCCUGGGCACGCCGGAUGCACCUGGCUCUGAAGGCCUAUCAGGAGCUGCUGGCCACAGUGAAUGAGAUGAAUGCGUCCCCAGACGAGGCUGUGAGGGAGAGCAGCCGCAUCAUCCAGAACAACAUUUUCUAUGUGAUGGAGUACCGAGAGCUCUUCCUGGCACUCUUUCGAAAGUUCAAUGAGAGAUGCCAGCCCCGCUCUUUCCUUCGUGACCUGGUGGAAACCACCCACCUCUUCCUCAAGAUGUUGGAGCGGUUCUGCCGGAGCCGUGGGAACCUGAUGGUGCAGAACAAACGAAAGAAGAGAAAGAAGAAAAAGAAUGUCCUAGAUCAGUCCGUAGCUUCUGGUAAUGUCCCCUACAGCCCAGAGGAACUGGAGUCUGUGUGGCCCUCCCUGGCCGAGCAGCUACAGUGCUGUGCCCAGGAUCCUGAGCUCAGUUUGGACUCCAUGGUUCCCUUUGAUGCGGCCUCAGAGGUGCCCGUGGAAGAACAGCGGGCAGAAGCCAUGGUGCGGAUCCAAGACUGUCUCCUGGCUGGCCAGGCCCCACAGGCCCUGACCCUUCUUAGGUCUGCCCGGGAGGUGUGGCCAGAAGGAGAUGUGUUUGGCUCUCAGGACAUUUCCCCAGAGGAGGAGAUUCAGCUGCUGAAGCAAAUCGUUUGGGCCCCGCUUCCCCGGCAGCAGGGACCAGAGGAACAAGGGGCGGAGGAAGAAGAUGAAGAAGAGGUGGAGGAGGAAGAGUUGCACAUGGUCGAGGUGUUGGAGAAAGAAUUUAACUUUCUGGACUACCUGAAACGCUUUGCAAACUCAACUGUCAUCCAAGCCUACGUGCUGCUGCUGCGGAGCUACAAGCAAAAUAGCGCCCACACCAACCACUGUGUCGUCAAGAUGCUGCACCGUCUGGCCUAUGAUCUCAAAAUGGAAGCCCUGCUUUUCCAGCUUUCCCUCUUCUGCCUCUUCAAUCGUCUGCUUAGCGACCCUGCGGCUGGGGCCUACAAAGAGCUAGUGACUUUUUCCAGAUACAUCCUGGGCAAGUUCUUUGCACUGGCCGCAGUCAACCAGAAAGCCUUUGUGGAGCUGUUGUUCUGGAAGAACACAGCUGUGGUUCGAGAGAUGACUGAGGGCUAUGGCUCCCUGGAUGGCAGAUCUUCUAGUCACAGACCCCCUGUGUGGAGCCCAGAGGAGGAGGCCCAGCUUCAGGAACUGUACCUUGCCCAUAAGGAUGUGGAAGGUCAGGAUGUGGUGGACACCAUCUUGGCACACCUGAAAACUGCUCCUCGGACACGCAAGCAGGUCAUCCACCGUCUGGUACAGCUGGGACUGGCUGACAGCGUCAAGGACUUCCAGAGGAAAGGAACCCAGAUUGUACUGUGGACGGAAGAGCAGGAGCUGGAGCUGCAGCGGCUUUUUGAGGAGUUCCAGGGCUCUGAUGAUAUCCUGGGUAAUAUCAUGAAGAACAUCACAGCCAAACGCUCACGGGCCCGAAUAGUAGAUAAACUGCUGGCUCUGGGGCUGGUGGCUGAGCGGCAGGAGCUGUACAAGAAACGCCGGAAGAAGUUGGCGCCCUCAAGCUUGCCUAAUGAAGAGGAGUCCUUGAACGAUUUUUGCCAGGAAGAUCUAGAAGAAGAGGAAAACCUGCCAGAGGAAGAGAGUGAAGAGGUUGAAGAGAAAGAGGAGGGCUCAGAAGCAGAACAAGCCCACGGUGGCUCCGUCCUUUCAACUCAAAACCUUGGGCAAAACCUGCAUCAGGAAGGCUUUUCUGCUCCCCUCCUGUGGCUCCAGAACUGCCUCAUUCGAGCAGCAGAUGAUCGGGAAGAGUUUGGCUGCUCUCAGGCAGUUCCACUGGUGCCACUGACAGAAGAAAAUGAGGAAGCAAUGGAAAAUGAACAGUUUCAGCAGCUGUUGCAAAAGCUAAGGGUUCGGCCUCCUGCCUCUGGGCAGGAAACCUUCUGGCGAAUUCCAGCCAAGCUGAGUCCCACCCAGCUCCGGAGGAUGGCAGCUUCUUUGAGCCAACCAGAGGAGGAGGAAAAGCUUCAGCCAGGAUUAGAACCUAAGGUCCCUGGAGAGCAAGGCCCUGAGGAGGAGCACCGAGCACAUGCCCCGAGGGCCCUCCUGUCAGCCCGGAAAGAGAGAGCAGGCCUGUUGUCCCCAGAGGACGAAGGGACUGAUGGUGGGAAAGAGCAGCUGAAAGUGGCACCCAAGAAGCGACAGCUGUUGGACAGCGAUGAGGAAAAGGAGCAAGAUGAGGGCGGGAGCAAAGCACCAGAGUUGGGAGCUCCAGGAAUCCGGAAGAAGAAGCGGUUUCAGAUAGAGGAUGACGAUGAGAGCGACUGAAGAGCCAGAUGCCUAGGGGCAGAGACAGACCCAUUUUUAAGUGGUGAAUUUAAAUCUGAGUUUGGAGGGGCAUACAGGACCUGGAAACUCCUCUUACUGGACAGAAGCUGUGGAGCCCUGGGCUUCCCCAUGGAUCUAGGGUCCAGGAAAUCCAGGCAACAGUGUUGGCCUCCUGUUCAGUCACUUCUUGCUCCUCCCACUUUUAUCAGUGUGCCUCAGUAGCUCUCUGGAGACUUAUUCCUUUUCUUCUUUGGUUAAUAGCACACCCUGGCAAAGGAGAGGAGUGAGUGAAUAUAGAAGGCACCUUGGACCCCUCUUUCUGGUCUGUUCCUUUUGGCUUUCUGCUGGAGGUGGGUCACAGCACUAGAUGGGGGGUUUUGUGACAUGAUGAGUGGGGAUGUUGCACCAUUUUUAAAAGGCACUAGACGAGCCCAUCCUCAUUUUCUUUCCUGUGAUCACCCGCUGAACACCAGAUUGAGCCCAGUUCCUAAUGUUGAAAUAGGGUUGGGAUGCAGUACUCUUCAGAUGAUGAGCGUUUUUGGUUGGUGUUUGGCAUUGAAUUAAACAUGUAAAAUUAAAAGUUGCCAAUGUUGAUCUGACUUGCCAAUCUGUCUAAAUACCUCAACCCUCCACCUGCUAUGUUCGUUUAAGAACUUUUAACUAUUAGGGUUAAAAGAGACUAUCAGCCUUCCCUUUUCUCUUGCUUUCCCUACAUGAGACAGAAAAACAUACUCACCUCAAGAUCCUUUGUCUAGGAUAAAUCUUUAGGGUCAAAAGAGUAUGCAUCAGAACAGGUACAUGAAAAGAUGCUCAAUGUCGUUAAUCAGAGAAGUGCAAAUCAAAACCACAAUGAGAUAUCACCUGAUACCUGUCAGAGUGGCUAUCAUCCAAAAGAACACAAAUAACAAAUGUUAGUGAGGAUAUGGACAAAAGGGAACCCUUGUACACUGUUGGUAAGAACAUAAAUUGGUGUAGCCACUGUGGAAAACAUAUAUAUGUCAAUCCCAAUGUCCCAGUUCAUCCCACAUCCCCUUCCCCCCUUGGUAUUCAUGUUUGUUCUCUACGUCUGUGUCUCUAUUUCUGCUUUGCAAAUAAGUUCAUCAGUAUAAUUUUUCUAGAUUCCACAUGUAAGCAAUAUUAUACAAUAUUUGUUUUUCUCUUUCUGACUUCACUUUGUAUGACAAUCUCUAGGUCUAUCCAUGUCUCUGCAAAUGGCACAAUUUCGCUCCUUUUUAUAGCUGAUUAUAUACCUCAGUUAUUUGUUUGUUUGGCUGUGCAGGGUCUUAGUUGUGGCACACAGGAUCUUAGUUGCCACGUGCAGGAUCUUUAGCUGCGGCAUGCGGGAACUAGUUCCCUAACCAGGGAUCGAACCUGGAGCCCCUGCCCUGGAGCCCCUGCAUUGGGAGCGUGGAGUCUUAACCACUGGCACACCAGGGAAGUCCCAUACCUCAAUUGUUUAAAAAAGUAUGCCUCAGGAAGAAGGAGACACAAAGGGAGGAAAAGCCAGUUUGUCAGCCUGGGGCAUAGGGGAAGUCUGGGCAAGAAAGAGAUGGGUAAACAUUGCAAAUGUCAUGUCCUUCCCAAUUCUUGUAAACCAUUAGCUUCCUGGCCCUCUUAUGUUUCCAGCUGUGGUAGAGUGAAGGUGAGAUUCAGAAAAUAGUCAUUCAGAUUAGGGAGAGCCCUAGGUCAGGGAUGCAUUUGGACUGUCUUGUUUCUCUAAUUUGUCUUUUUUGCCUCCCAUAGCCUCUGAAGGUAGAGGUGAAGCUAUGUCCAGGGUAAUUGGAGUUUUCAAGGGCUAAGACACAUUUUACCGGUUUGAGUAAAGUAUAGAAACUUUGCGUUCCCUUAGGUCUCUUUACAUUCCCCACUUAUACUGUAAUUAUCUUAAAUAUUUCUUCUCUCUAUGCUGAGAACCACAUAAGGCAAUGUUAUAAUUUUUACUUAAAUCACUUAACAUGAUUUAGAAAACUCAUAAGAAUAAGAUGGUAUAUUAUUAUACAUAUCUUUCACUCUGUUGCUCUUUUUUCAUGACAUUUCAAGCUUUUUUUUUUUUAAUAAUUUUCUUUCUGUUUAAAGAAAUUCCCUUAGCCAUUCUUUUAGAGUAGGUCUGCUGGUGACUAAUUCUCUUAGUUUUCCUUAAUCUGAGAACAUCUUGAUUGUACCUUAAUUUCUGAAGGGUGUUUUUGCUGUGUUUUCUCAUAGAGGGAACUUUUCACACCACCAAGCUGUUGAUUCUGCCAGUCUCCUAGCCCAUCCUCCAAGAAUCGGCUCGAAUGUGCUUUCUUUUGUGAAGCAGUCUGUGUCACUUUUUUUUUUUUUUUUUUAUCGUGGUGUGCGGGCCUCUCACUGUCGCGGUCUCUCCCAUUGGGGAGCACAGGCUCCAGACACGGACGCUCAGUAGUUGUGGCUCACGGGCAUAGCCGCUCCGCGGCAUGUGGGAUCUUCCCAGACCGGGGCACGAACCCGUGUCCCCCACAUUGGCGGGAGGAUUCUUAACCACUGAGCCACCAGGGAAGCCCUUUGUCACUCUUUGAACCCCAAACCAAAAGCAAUCACUUUUACAGCUGGGAUUUGUUCAUUCCCCUGAUAAAGCACCAGUCUUACAGGGUUUCAUCUUGUUCUUUUUCCCACUAGACUGUGAACUUGAAAGCCAGGAUCAGGUGUAUUCACCUUUGGAUCCCACAGGUACAUUCAUUAAUAUAUCCAACUAACACAACAGUGUAUUGAUGCCUCCUACGUAGGAGUCACUGUGUUGGGCACUGGGUGUCAAUUGGAUGUGAUUACCCAAAGACUAGGUAUACAGAGGUGAAUAAAGCGAUGAUAAUAAGGGUCCCAGCGCUUACUGAUCUUCACCAGUGCAGCAUUAAGCACAGAGUAGCUGUUAAUACUAACAAUCUGGUAAAUCUAGAGGCUAGUCCUUUUACUCUGGUGCCACUUUCUACUUCUUUGACCCCAUGGGAAAACUUCCUGUGGAGUCCAGACAUGCUGAACCCCGAGAAAGUUAGAUGCUGCUUUGAGUCAUUCAGAGGAGGAGGAAAGCUUCAGCCAGUGCUGGAACCUGAAGUCUCUGGAGGGUAAGGCCUGAGGAGGAGUACUGAGCACAAGCCCUGAGGGCCCUCCUGUUAGCCAGCAAAAGGAGAGCAGGUCUGGUGUCCCAAGGGGCUAAUAGGAAUGCUAUUGAUUACUUAUGUACCAGCCUUGCUGGUCUAGGGGGCUGAUGAAGUUACUUCGAUGCCUCCUAGCUCAGUGGGAAACCAGGCUGAUGGGGACUGACAACUAAAAACAACACCCAAGAUUUUUAGGGCAGUGAAAGUAUUCUGUAUGAUACUGUAAAUGUAGAUAUAUGACGUUAUACAUUUGGUAAAACCCAUAGAACUGUGCAAUGCAAAGAGCUGAACCCUAAUGUAAACUGUAGACCUAAGUAAUAAUAAUACGUAACAUUUAAAUAAUAUAACAAUCAAGUGUAACUAAGGUACCAUACCAGUGGAAGAUGUUAAAAAUAGGGGAAACUGAGGGGUUGGGGGAGAGGGAAUAUUUGGGAACUCUGUACU